AAAUGGAGAAACGAACAAGCGUGGAAAGACAAAGCUGAAAAAAACAUGGAAUCUUCCAAAAGGGCAGAGAAUUGUGGUCAAGUGCAAUGAUCUGAAUCAGCCAAUUGGAAAAGAAGCUGGGCGUCUAGGUUACUUUCUGGGCACAGUUGCUAGGAAUGGGAAAUUGUGUAGCUUAAGCUACACGGACUGGAGAAAACUAAUAGGAGAGAGAGAUAAGAAAAAUGAACAAAAAAUAAAAAGGAUAUAUUGGGGCAAGUAAAGAUGAGGUUUCUUUAUCCCCCUCGAUUGGAGAAGUAUAUAUUAAAAACAAUUGGAGAAAGAUGGAGGCAACAUAAGUCAAAUCUAAAAGCCCUCUUUUUUGAUGCAACCAAGAGCAUGGAAGCCAACAACACCAAUGUUCCAAAGGGUGUGAUUAAAGACCAGUGGAUUUCUCUUGUUACUAAUUGGAUGAGCCAAAAGGCACAGGUUGAAUUGAAGAAGACUUUAGCCAAGAGGCCAGAUUUAGCAGACACGAGUAAAGGAACAGCUUGGAAAGGAGAUGCCUUGAAUACAAUACUAGGAGUAGACAAGCCUGGACAUGUACACGGAUUGGGACUAGUCCCAAAUCCUAAUCAAGUCUUUGGUGUAUCAUCUUCAGGGUUCUUUGGGUCAGAUAUCUACAUCCCAAGAUCCUCUUGGUAUUGCUCACACAAACUCAAAAAGGAAAAGAGUAUAUGGUGAUCUUCAUAGACAACAACUUGGUACAGUUGGAAAGGAGAACAAUGUGAUGAGAAAGGAAAACUUUCUAAAUGAUAUGGAGAUGCAAGCACCAAAGAAAUGUCCCGCUACACAUAAGAACAAAGAAACGGUGCUGCAAGAUGAAAAUGUGCUACCUACGAAAGAAACUGCUAGCGUAGGAAAGGACAUAGACAUUGAUCCCCGACACAACGGCACACGUUUUAAAGUUUCACCUGCACACAUGCCUGGUGGUCGUAACACGAACAUCCCAAAACGGGCUACUGCAACAAAGCAUGUGAAUAACAAAGAAACUUGGGUCCAUGAAGAAAAUGUCCGACCAAGGAAGGAAAGUGCUAGUGCAGAAAAGAUAUCAAAAGUGGCUAGUGCAACAAAGCAAGCUAAUAAACAACAAGGCAGUACGGUGACUGGAUCAGAUGCCAACUCCAUAGAUGUUGGCGCUAUAGUAUUUUUGAAGAGUUUGGAAAAUCCGAAUAAGAAUGUUGCUCUUGCUACACUCCAAAGUAGCGACCCAGAAUAUGCAGUUGAUGGCGUUAAACUUGGAAAUCAGUUCUGGGCAGUGUGUGUUGAUGCUACAUUAGCAAAAUCCGAUGAGUUGAUACGACCACUCAAAAAGGUCAAGAUUAUUGGUCAUGCAGCAACAUUAACUAUCGCAUGGCCUUCAACCUUUGUAUGUUACCCUCUUGUAAAGUUUACCCCUCUAAACUUUUACUACUUUAUAAACCUGAUUCUUUUUCUUUACUGGUCUCAAUUUUUUCUUGUAGAUUUUCAAGAUAAAUUGAUGAUGCAUGCCGAAGGGGCCGAGCUGCCCAAGACAUUGAAGAACGCGAAUUUGGACGGGGUGAGCGAUACGCGUCUAGUGAGAGAGGACUUCGUGCAGCAGCGGAGCACCGGUGGCGGUGUCACGGGUGCUACGGCCGCAGGCUACGGCUCCACGGGUGCAAUGGCCACCGGCACCGGUGUGGUCUUCGUGUGGAAGAAGAGCAGCAACUUUGGUGUACCGGUGUCCUAG
Messenger RNA from Lolium perenne, 1747 nucleotides. NCBI's taxonomy places the organism in Eukaryota, Viridiplantae, Streptophyta, Magnoliopsida, Poales, Poaceae. The record is from RefSeq and is a predicted model, not a curated record.